AUGGGCUGUGCUGGAAUGUUGCGAAAUUCCGUUACCGUAACAGGUCCACCAGUGGCCGAAGGUGCGGCCGCAACCGUAUCUGAAGAACUAGAAGAGAGUGUAGAGGAGGCAGAGGCUGCUGCUGCUGCGGUUGAAGCAGGCGAAGUGGAGGAAGAAGAUAUGGAAGAUGCCGCUGUGAUUCGGAAAGAUGACUGA
Molecule: messenger RNA, 195 nt
Organism: Letharia lupina
Lineage: Eukaryota; Fungi; Ascomycota; Lecanoromycetes; Lecanorales; Parmeliaceae
Exons: 2
Coding region: 1-195 (64 amino acids)
Source: RefSeq, a predicted model, not a curated record